Bicyclus anynana (squinting bush brown) is the source of this 10081-nucleotide messenger RNA. RefSeq lists its product as uncharacterized. Gene Ontology annotation, molecular function: protein binding. Bases 256 to 6624 code for a protein of 2122 amino acids. The transcript is spliced from 21 exons. The record is from RefSeq and is a predicted model, not a curated record. NCBI's taxonomy places the organism in Eukaryota, Metazoa, Arthropoda, Insecta, Lepidoptera, Nymphalidae.
AACCAAUAGCAUUAGAGAAUGAACGACAGCGUAUGAAAAAAGUGUAAAAGUACUCUGUGAAGUGAACGACAGUUUGUGAAUUUGUGCUAUCUAGGCAAUGUGUGAUUUUUUUCCUACGUUGUAAUGUAAUAUUUUUCGCCCAACCUGUAAGAUUCGUGUAAUUGAUGGACAAACAAACGAUUGAGUUGCCAAAAACAAUCAUAUAUUGGAAGAAACACAUUCCUGACGCACAACAAAGACGCGGUACGUGCAGAGAUGGAGGAAAAUUCAGUGAUUCUUAUAGAAGACGAUGGUGGUAAUAUACAUCACAGGCAGGUGACAGAAAUACAUGGAAAUGUUGAGACAACAAUUGUUGUUGAAGAGGUAAAAGAAGAAGACACUCUAAUGAAGUCCAAAAGUUCAGAGGCUGAACUAAGCACUAAAGCUAAACUAUCCCUUGAAAAAGACCAGCCUGAGACAAUUGUCAUAUCUCCAAGUAGCGAUGUUCCGUUACCACACAAUAAGGACAGCACAUCAACAAAUUCUACAGAGACAAAAUCUAAACCAACUGAAUCACAGCUUGAGCAAAAGACGUCUAAAUCUGCAACACCACCAAAGUCAGUACAAGAGCAAAAGACUACUACAAAACUUGAACCCAUACAAAUGGUGACUUAUAAACCAGAUCAAGUGCAAAAACCACCAAAUAAAAUAGUAUUAAUUAGGACACCUCCUAAAUCAAUGCAGGUGCAAAAAGCAGUUGCAAGUGAGCAAGUGCCUAAAAAUGUAGAUCAGGUGCAAAAAACGCCAACUCAAGCUGAGGUGACACUAAACACACCAAAGAAAGAUCAGACGUCCAAAACUCCACCUAAGACAGAGCAGACGUCCAAAACUCCACCUAAGACAGAGCAGACGUCCAUAACUCCACCAAAAACAGAGCAGACGUCCAAAACUCCACCAAAAACAGAGCAGACGUCCAAAACUCCACCAAAAACAGAGCAGACGUCCAAAACUCCACCAAAAACAGAGCAGACGUCCAAAACUCCACCAAAAACAGAGCAGACGUCCAAAACUCCACCAAAGACAGCACAGGUGCAAAAACUACCUGCUGAGGUGGUUAAUAAGAAAUUGGAUCAGUUCAAAAAGUAUUUGGGUAUAAAGACACCAUCUAAUCAGGAGCAUAAAUCACCAGAAAAAACAGAGCAGGUGCAAAACACUUCAGAGGUGGGUGACAAGUUAGAUCAAGCAGAGAAAAUUUCAGAACCCAAGUUAUCAAGCAUUUCAGUUAUAAAACCUUUGAAAGAGCAAGAAACUCCUAUUAAUAUAUCAGAGCAGCAAAAAUCUGGAGAUGUGUCAAAUAGCACAAAAGAGGAAGCAAAGGACUCAUUUCCCACACCUCAGCCCUCAGAAUUGCCUGAAGCAGUUUCAAAUGAAAAACCUUCAAUCAUAGAAUCAAAACCAACCAAAGAAUCAGUGAAUGAUCAAGAAUUACCUAAGGAAACUAUUGAUAAACCUGAGUCUGAAAAUAACUCAGAGAAACCUGACAAAUCACUAAUCAAAGAAUCUCUAGACCAGCAAAAUAUUAUUACAGAUGGUCCUGAAAACACAGAUGCUCUGAAGGAAACCAUUGACAAAUCCACAACAGACAAAAAUGAGCUACCCAAAGAUGUUCUAAACUCUUGUGAUAUUAAUGAAAAAUCUAAUGACUCUCAUUUAGAAACUAAUUCUGAUGAAAAGGACCGUAGCAAGAGUAUAAGUAGAGAACUCAAAUCUCUAAUUAAAUCAGCAAAAGAGUCCAAAAUAAUUAGUGAGUGUACACAGCUUACAAGCAAAACAAGGAAGUCUAGAGCCACUGCAGAUAGUACAAACACUAGCUUGAACACUACUGUAGAAGCAGACAAAAUACAAAAUUCGAGACGCAGCAGUAUCAAUUCCCAAGAGAGCAACUGCAGUGAGAAAUCAGAAAAGACUCCUUUAAAAAGAUCUAUGAGGUCCCAGAACCCGGAAUUUGUAAAUAAGGUAAAACAAUUUCUUAACUCUGUAACAGGCAAGAAUCAGAAGGAUGAUGAUGAAGAAAUGGAUGAUAGCAAAAAAGAUGCUCUUAACGAUUCCACAUCUCCGGUAUCAAAAAAAAAGAAACUAAAUGAAGUAGCUCUCGAGCAGCCGCAAAGUAGUCCAGUGCCAGAAUCAAACAGGCUGCGAUCAGAUUUGUACUGUUGGCGAUGUCACUAUGUUGUUGAACAAGCUGCCAAUGAAAAGGGACAUCCUCCAAUGCUCUGCACAGUGUGUCCGAGGUCUUUCCACUACAAGUGUCUGUCUGGAACAGAACGUAAUAAAAUAACUAACGAAAAAAGCUGGAUCUGCUUGGAAUGCUAUGUUGUUUUGCACGCAGAAAGCUCUGAGACAAGAUCUCCAGCUAUGAAGAAGAUAACGCUGGGGCAACUGAGUGAGCUGCUGAGAUUUGCUUUAGAGAGGAUGAUGGAUCUCAAUGGGGUGGAGCCAUUCAUGAAUCCCGUAGACAGGACCGCGUUCCCGGACUACGAAAAAUACGUAGUGCACCCCAUGGACCUCUCACUGAUGAAGAAGAACCUCUCAGAGAACAACUACGGCAGCCCGGAGGCGUUCUUGGCCGAUGCCAUGUGGAUACUGCACAACAGCAUCAUAUUUAACACAUGUACGAUGCAAUCCAAGCUAACGGGUGUGGCGCGCGCGCUGGUGCGCUCGUGCCGCGCCGAGAUGGGCGAGAUCGAGGCGUGCCCCGAGUGUUACAUGGCGGCGCACGCGCGGCGCCCCACGUGGUUCACCGACGUGUGCUCCACUCCGCACAUGCUGCUGUGGGCUAAACUCAAAGGUAUCGUACUGACGGGAGAUGGCGAGAUCGAGGCGUGCCCCGAGUGUUACAUGGCGGCGCACGCGCGGCGCCCCACGUGGUUCACCGACGUGUGCUCCACUCCGCACAUGCUGCUGUGGGCUAAACUCAAAGGUAUCGUACUGACGGGAGAUGGCGAGAUCGAGGCGUGCCCCGAGUGUUACAUGGCGGCGCACGCGCGGCGCCCCACGUGGUUCACCGACGUGUGCUCCACUCCGCACAUGCUGCUGUGGGCUAAACUCAAAGGUAUCGUACUGACGGGAGAUGGCGAGAUCGAGGCGUGCCCCGAGUGUUACAUGGCGGCGCACGCGCGGCGCCCCACGUGGUUCACCGACGUGUGCUCCACUCCGCACAUGCUGCUGUGGGCUAAACUCAAAGGUUUCCCAUAUUGGCCGGCGAAGGGGAUGUCAGUAAACAGCCAGGGUUUGGUCGACGUUAGAUUCUUCGGAGCCCACGACCGCGCCUGGGUGCCCGCCAGGGAUUGUUUCCUCUACUGUGAAAAGGAUCCAAACAAUUUCAAAGCCAAACGUACGGAUAUAUUGGAAAGCAUGCAAGAGGCGGAAGAUCAUAUCCGUAACAUAUCGCGUAAAUAUGGCCAAUUUAAACAUGCACCAUUCAAAACGCCUUUUGAUCCCACAAAAUUGUCUGAACAGCUUAAAAUGAUGAUACCGACAUUCGAUGGUGAAGUAAGAUCCCAAGUAAAAGAUAAACCAGGAGAAUCCUCCCCCAGUACCGUAAAAGAGAGGAGAGUUCGAUCAAACUCAAAAAGCUCGAAAAGUUCCAUUAACAAUGAAGGUGAGUUCAGUGAAAAUGACGAAGGAAAGGCGGGUACACCUAAAAAAGUUACAGAUGAUACUGAAGUUACAAAAGCGAAAGGCGACUUCUCUAUUGAUAAGCAAUCGCCAAUGGAGGUUGAUGAACAAAAUGUGUCAAAAAAAGAGAAAGAGUCGUCUAGAAAACGACGAAGAUCCGGACUCGAAGAAGCAGUUAUAACAAUAAUGUCCAAUUCAAAAGAAAAAAAGAAAAAAGUGGAAAGCGAAAAAGUUCAAGAUGACCAUAAAUCGGAAAACGCAGAAGAAACAACCAAAGACAAAAUAAAUAUUGAAGACAAUUUAUCGAAUAACAAUUUAAUUGAUAAUGCGGUUGAAAAGACAAACGAUGAAGUUGUUGCCACGGAACCCCUUAUCAGUAAAGAAGUAGAAAAGGAAGUUUCUACUAGUGAUCCAUUAGAUACAAAUAAAAUGGUUACAUCAACGCCAAUUAAGGUGAAGUCAAAAGUUAGAUCAAGCAGAACCAGUACACCAAAAGAAAAAGAGGAAAAAGCAAUAACCCCUAAGCACAAACCCAACAAAUCAGAGAAAACUAAACACGAUAAACAAGAAAACGUUAACAAACAACAAAAACGUAGUUCGAGGAAUAGAUCGCAUAAUUCAAGCGAACUUUCAAAAGAAGAAAAAGUUAUUGAAAAGAAAAACAAUAAAGAUAGUUCAAGUUCAACAAAAGAUAAAAUUAAAGAUGUUACACCUAAAGAAAAGGUUAAAGAAAUUGUACCCGAGCCUAUCGAAAAGAUAAAGAACAGUACAGAGAAGUCUGAGAAAUUGAUGCAGAUUGAUGACAAUACAAGCUUGGCAGCUUUGGCUCGAGAGUCCGCUAAGAAAAUUAUUGCAGCGCUUCCAACAAUAACUAGCGUGCGCAGUUUGUCCACAACAGCUCAGAGUAGCAACACAACUACUAAAACAACUACAACUCCUAAAACAACUGCAACACCUAAAACAACAACAACUCCAAAAACAGUUGAAAUAACUGUAUCAGCAAGUAGUGCAUUGAACGUAUUCACGCCAACCAGUUCGGACAACGUUCGCAACAUGAAAGAAGCUGUGGACAAAUUGCAGAAGUUAAGGACUGAGGAUAAGCCAAAAGUGGGUAGGGUGGGCGUCCGGUCGUUUGCUAGGAUGACGUCACCACCUGCACCCCCAGAAGAGAAGCAGAGGGAGACUGUAGAAGUGGAGGUGAAGAGCGAACCGAUGGACUUCGACGAUGCAGACAGACAAGUGGAGAAGAUGGAUUUGAUGAAAGCCUUCCAGUUGCGACCCGUGAAUCCUGUCACUACAGCGAACUUACGCGAUGUGAGGAUCAAUAAAGUUGUCAUCUCACCUGUCGCUCAGAAGGCUGUAACGAAAACUACGGAAGUAAGAAUAAGGGCUCGGAAAACUUUCCCUCAGCCGAGGAAAGACAAAGAACGGUCAGAGUUGAAUGGGAAAAAUUCUAUGGUGUAUAUUCCCAUACAGCCGCCGACUACACAGGCGCCGACGCAGAGGACUUCCCGUCCUGUAAAUGUUAAUGGAAAUCUGAACACGCCAAAUAUUAGACCACAAGCACCAACAAGUAUAUCCAAAACUGCAGUCAACACUCAAAUAACACAAUUAUCUUUGCCAAAUACAUCUCUAACAGUGGCCACAUCGAAGCCCAUGACAACAGUAGCGACCAACGUACACAGCAACGCGAUAUGCGUGCCCAACGCUGGGCCGAUGCCCAACAUUGGGCAAGUGCCCAUCGUCGGACAAGUGCCCACUACGGUGCACACGGUGCCUUUGAUCACUUCUGUAAAUGGACAAUGGACUUUCAGCUUACAACCCAUGAUGUCUGUUGGAGGCGACGGCACGUCAUCCCCUCCAGUCGUCAACGGCCUAGCGGAACGCAAUCCGCAGUUCGUGUCCAUGGCGCCCACCAACCCGCUCUCCUUACUGCCGACCACGCAGUUGUUAGCCAACAACAACAACAGCAACAACAACAACAACAACAACAACACUAGUAAUACGAACAAUACUAGCGACAACACUGUUGAGCUGCCGCGCUUGCAGCAGCGUCCCCCGCUGGUGAACCCCUUGGACCCCUCCGCGCCCGCCGGCAACAUCCCCGUGCCGUCCACUGCUGGACCGGUGACCGCCAAGUUGAGCCAGAACGCUGUCAAGUUAGCGGAUUUCUUCAGAAAUCUCUUGGAAGACACGCUCGAGAAGAUGGAUGACCCCGUAUCGCAGGCGACCAUAUUGAAGGCGCAGCUCGAACAGUCCAAGUGGAAGCAUCAGCAAGAGGUCAAUGAGUUGAUGCACACAUAUGAACUGAUGACAACAGAAAUGCGCGUCGCGUUCGAGAAGGAAAAGACGCGCACAGUGAGCGAGAUGCGACGCGUGGCGCAAGUGGAGCUCGAGGCGGCUGUGAAGGCGGCCAAGACGAAGCAGUGGUGCGCCAACUGCAGCCAGGAGGCGCAGUUCUACUGCUGCUGGAACACGUCGUACUGCGACUACUCGUGCCAGCGCUCGCACUGGACGCAGCACUACGCCGUGUGCGCGCAGCAGAGGAGCACCGACAACACCAGCGAGAAUGGGAACGUGUUGGAUAGAAGAUUGCAACCUGGUACUGAAAAUCUCCCAGCGUUGCAGAAGAACGCGCCGGCGCCGGCGCUCACGGUCGGCACCAAGAUCACGCCCACCAGAGUGUUCGCGCAGCCUACGGACGGACACCCGCAGAAGACCUCCAUCAUUGUGAGUAUGGUAGAGGAUCCAAGCGGAAACCAAAUGGUGAAGUGCGUUGGGUCGUACAAGACACCGGGCGCGCAACAAGUGUCGCCUCUCCUAUUGAACAAACAGUUGAUGAACGACGAGAACGCAGCCAAGAAAGUGAUGACGUCAGGCGGUUACCUCAUAGUGGGGGCCGGCAACAGCGCCCCCAUGCCGGCGAGCAGACGCAACCUGCCCGUGCAGUACACCUACAACACGUGAGACACGCUGGUACCAAGUGUACCAAGUGUACACAAGUGAAGGAAACCUAUGUGAAGUGUACAAAGUGUACGCAUGUGACAGAAACUGGUGUAAAGUGUACAAAGUGUAUGCAUGUGAAGUAAACUGAUGUUAAGUGUUCAAAAUGUCUGCAAGUGUAAGUGAAUCGUGUUCAAGUGUUCGUGGAACAGUAAUGCGUAAGUGAAUGUAGGAUAACUAAAUUGUUAGUGAAUGUAUUUGUUAUGUUCAAACAGCUUACGCAUCCAAUGUUUGUUAUGUUUAAGUAAAACUGGCUCUUUGGUCCAUAUAUUUAAAUAAAACUGGCUUUUGAUUGACUGGUUGACUGGUUAGCUUAUGUGGCAUUUGCAGGACAAUUCACUAACUUUGACGUUUGUUAGUUGACAUAUAUCAGCCAACUCAAUAGCUUAACAGUAAAGCAGUCUAGAGUCAUCACCGAAGGGUGGUUCAAUCCCCUCCCUAUUGGACUAUUGUCAUACCCACUCCUAAUACAGUCUUUAAUGACUAGUUGGAGGGGAUUGGGAUUUUGGCUAUUAUGGGAUAUUUUAAAGAUAUAGAAAAUAUUUUUUUUUUAACUAGACUAUUGUCAGUAAUUCUCAAGUCACAUAAUUUCGUAUUUACUACAUAAUAGUACAAAAUUGUUUACAUACUCAUGUGUAAAAUUUAUUUUUAUUACAAAAUUAUGAACGUCUGAAUAAAAUACCUAAAGUAUACAAACAUCAUAUAUAUACAUUCUAUCAUAUGUAUAUACAUGUUUUUUUUUUUGUAAAUAUUAAGUUUUAGUUAUAACUGUUUUUGUACUAUGUCGCUUGAUUGUACACAAUUGUGUACAACUAUUUUAUUUUAUGUUCUACACUGUAGGUAUGUGUAGCCAUAUUUUUUAUUGUAAAAUAUUCAUUUAUCUAUAAAGUUAGAUGAAUAAUUUCUAAAAUAAUUUGAUAAAUUGUAUAUUUGUCCCAAAUUUUUUUAAUAAAGAUAUCCUAGAAAGUCGGCCUAAAAUCUUGAUCUAAGCCUUCAAACUUUAUAUUUGUCACACUUUUCUCAUAAUAUUUACAAGUUUUUUUUUUAUUCUUUACAAGUUAGCCCUUGACUACAAUCUAACCUUGAUGGUAAGUGAUGAUGCCGUCUAAGAUGGAAGCUGACUAACUUGUUAGGAGGAUGAAGAAAAUCCACACCCCUUUCGGUUUCUACACGGCAUCGUACCGGAACGCUAAAUCGCUUGGCGGUACGUCUUUGCCGGUAGGGUGUUAACUAGCCACGGCCGAAGCCUCCCACCAGCCAGACCUGGACAAAUUAAGAAAAUCUCAAUCUGCCCAGCCGGGGAUCGAAUUCAGGACCUCCGUUUUGUAAAUCCACCACGCAUACCACUGCGCCACGGAGGCCGUCAAUAUAAUUAACAAUUGUUUUAUUUAAAUAUUAUAAUAUAAAAGUGAAUCAAACUUAUUGUUUUGAAUAUCGAUUGUGAUUAACAUGUAUGGAUUUGAUGUCAAGUUACAUCUGUAAAGUUGUUUUAAGAGGCAAAUUGAUUUUAAUACUGAGUUUUAUGUCAAUAAAUAUUUAACUUUACUUUACUUAAAUAAAAAUAGCGCAAAAUUGGGACAAAUAUAUGCGAGCGUAUACAUAAGUAGUGAGACUGAGACUGAGAUUUUUCACAAAAGAAACAAAAAUGCUCGUUUGAAAUAAAUAUGACAGUGACUUAACAUAAAUGUAGUAUCUUCCAUUCUACUCUUUUAUGUCGCACUAUAUUAUGUUGGUCAUUGGGUAUAGUCAGACGAAAUCAUUAUGACGUCUCUGAAAUAAGACGCAGUGACUGAAUUUGGGAUUUUAUUAAUUAUUGGACUAUAUUUAAAGGCCUUUAGGUAUAAUUUUCUUUACCAAUAAUUCUAAAACUGUCAAAGCAAAAUUGGCCAGUUGUUAAGUUAAUUUUUCUACGUGGUUGUGUGUCUUUUUAUUAGAGGUCAAUGUGUUGCAUACAUUGUUUCUUUGCUCCACCAUAACUUGUAAACUACUGAUGUUUCUCUUGGAAUGUUUAUUCAGAUUUAAUAAUAUUUAAGUGUAAGUAUUGUAAAUUAAACAAAUUGUAAAUAAAUAUUUUGAAAGUACCUAACUCAUAGGUAGGUAUGUGCAAUGUUGAUAUAUGAUGUGGAAUUCCAUCAUAUAAUUGGAAAAAGAAAAUGUAAAUUGUUUUACAUUUCGUUUUUUUUAAUUUACUAUUGUAUAGCAAUAAUAAUGCCCAUCUUGCAAUGUAAAAGAAAUAUGUAUCCAUUGCAAUACUAUCGCAAGUUUCGUUUUCAACUUAUGAUUACUAUUUUAUAGCAAUAAUAAUGUGUAAAUACACAAUUUUAUUUAGUAUGUAUGUGAAAUAUAUAAUCUUUUUUCACAUAUUAUGUUAUAUUAUUUCUAUACUUUUUGUAAAUAAUUAUUAUUAACAUACCAAGUUAUCUAGACGUAUUAAAUUUUCUUGUUUUAUUACCAAGGAAACCGGCAUAAUUUUACAUCGACUUUUAUCAAAGUAACUAGGUACACUAUAAUGAUUUUUUAAAUAGUAGGAAUUGUUAUAUAUUCUUCUAUCAAGUAGCCAAAUCAUUAUACAAUACAGAAAACAGUUUGUAAAUAUAAUCAUAAUAAUUAUAACGAUACAUUUUUAAAUAAUCUGCAUGAAAAUCAUUGUUUAUCAAUGUCUCGCUCAUUUAAAUUUUUUUUUAAUUGUAAAAUUGUAUUGUAUAUUUUUUUAAAUUGUGAAAAUGCGAUUUUGUUGAGUUUUAAAGUACCAUUACGCUUUCAAAGCGAAUAUCUUACGAGAGAAGUACCUCGAAGAUGUAGGUAAGGCAUUUUUGAAAGAAACUGUAAAAAAUUGAAAACCUUAUCUAAACACUUUUUUUACCCAAAUUAUUAUAUUCGUUUCCGAGGUGAAAUAUACGUACAUAUAUGUUAUAACUAUAGGAAUAUAAUAACUAGAUGUACAAAAAUUAUAAUUAUUAUUAUUAUUAGUACCUAACUAAGCCUGACCUCUAUUAAUCAAAUCGAAUUACAGCCUAUUGGUGGUUUUAUUAAGUAGCUAAUUAAUUAAUAGUUGACAAGAUAAUUUAAAUAAUAAUAGUUAAUCGCAGUAAAUAAAAUAUUUCGCUUAAGCAAAUUGCUAAGUAUAGUCGGUGCAAACUUCUAGACAGCUCUGAAGUUGCAAUAAGCCGAGCUGCGCGGAUUUUACUCCUGCUUGAAUUGUUUUGUUCUCUACACAGCCAUACGCCUCGUGUUCACAGCGGACUAGAAGUUUGGCGAGAUUUAUAAAUUAUAGGUAGGUACCUACCUAUUUAAGAGAAUGGAAUUCGUGGUAAUAGACGUCAGGGCUUCGUAUUUUUAUGUGAAAUAUUUUGGAGGAAUGUCGACUCUUGUAUGUAAGCUAUGAAAUGUUUUAGUUUCAAUAAAAAGAAUGUCGAAGUCA